CAAUUUACCUAGCAAAGAAGAACAUUAAGAGAAAAGGGAUUUUAGAAGAAUAUGAGAAGGAACAUUACAACAUGCUCAAUCAGAAAAUAAACUACAAGUGGGAUUUUGUUAUUAUGCAGGCCAAAGAGCAGUAUAAGGCAGGGAAGGAGCGGAAGAAGGCAGACAGGUACGCCCUGGACUGCCAGGAGAGAGCCUACUGGCUUGUGAACAGGACUCCUCCCGGCAUGCUAGAUGUCCUAGAGUAUGGAUUAGACCGCGUGACGGAUCCCAGUGAAAAUAAGAAAAAAACUAUGGAUGUUUAUAGGAGAGAGAUCAUGUACUAUCAGCAGUCCAUCAUGAAGUCCAGAGUGAAAUCCUCCGUCUCUCUCGGAGGGCUUGUGAAGUACUCUGAGCAGUUCCUCUCCAAUGAUCCUCUCCUGUCUGGAUGUCUCCCCAGCAACCCCUGGUUAACAGAUGACCCUGAGUUCUGGGAUCUCAAUGCAAAACUAGUGGAAAUCCCCACCAAGAUGCGUGUGGAGCGAUGGGCCUUCAACUUCAGUGAGCUGAUCCGAGACCCCAAAGGGCGGCAGAACUUCCAGCUCUUCCUGAAGAAGGAGUUCAGCGGAGAGAAUCUGAGUUUCUGGGAAGCCUGUGAGGAUCUCAAGUAUGGAGACCAAUCCAAGGUCAAAGAAAAAGCAGAAGAAAUUUAUAAGCUCUUCCUGGCUCCAGGAGCGAGGCGCUGGAUUAACAUUGAUGGCACAACAAUGGGCAUCACGGUCAACGGCCUCAAGCACCCUCAUCGUUAUGUUCUAGAUGCUGCUCAGACCCACAUUUACAUGCUGAUGAAAAAGGACUCCUAUGGCCGCUAUUUAAAGUCUCCAGUAUACAAGGAAAUGCUGGCCAAGGCUGUUGUGCCACAAGAGACUGUCAAAAAAAGCUCCAAUUUCCCGUUCGGACGCCGCCACCUUCGCUCCAGCCCCAGCCCCAUCAUCCUGAGGCAGCUGGAGGAAGAGGCCAAAGCCAGAGAAGCUGCCAACACAGUGGACAUCACGCAGGUCAUGAGCAAGCUGGAUCGCAGGAGCCAGCUCAAGCAGGAACCUCCCAAGUAG
Messenger RNA from Mesitornis unicolor (brown roatelo), 1088 nucleotides. It is a transcript of the gene RGS9, whose product is annotated as regulator of G-protein signaling 9. The annotation marks the transcript as partial. Lineage: Eukaryota; Metazoa; Chordata; Aves; Mesitornithiformes; Mesitornithidae. Gene Ontology annotation, biological process: regulation of G protein-coupled receptor signaling pathway; G protein-coupled receptor signaling pathway. The record is from RefSeq and is a predicted model, not a curated record. The transcript is spliced from 12 exons.